Molecule: messenger RNA, 2727 nt
Organism: Vanrija pseudolonga
Lineage: Eukaryota; Fungi; Basidiomycota; Tremellomycetes; Trichosporonales; Trichosporonaceae
Gene: DNAJC21
Product: DnaJ subfamily C member 21
Exons: 10
Coding region: 32-2626 (864 amino acids)
Cellular component (GO): cytoplasm
Molecular function (GO): nucleic acid binding; zinc ion binding
Source: RefSeq, a predicted model, not a curated record
CUUAUCUCUUGCUCUAGAUUCACCUUAGACAAUGGGCAACGACCAGUCGAGGUCGUCCGCCUCAAAGGAAGAGGACGAGUCAAACCGGAGAAUCGACUACUAUGAACUCCUUCAGGUAGACAUUGAGGCAACUCCAGACGAGAUCAAGAAAUCAUACAGGAAGCUUGCUCUCGUCAACCACCCGGACAAGAACCCCCACCGCGUCGAAGAGGCGACCAAGCUCUUUGCAGACCUGCAACAGGCUUACGAGAUUCUGAGUGACCCAAAUGAACGAGCAUUCUAUGACAAGCAUCGCAACGACCACAUCGAGACCAACGACGAUGACUUCUACGACCAUGUCCGCGCCGGCGACACUGCGACCAAUGACAAGCGGUCCAAGUUUAACAACCGGAGGCGAGGAGACCCAGGCGUCAAGCUGGAGCAGCUGAUGCGGUUCUUUGACCCCAAGCUGGCGAGGAAGAUGGACGACUCGAACGAGGGGUUCUACUCGGUCUACCGCACGCUGUUCAACGUCCUCGGCUCUGAUGAAGUGCUGCACACUCCUGAAGGACAGACGUCUGUGUACUAUCCCACGUUUGGCGACUCGACUACACCCUACGCGCCUCCACCUGGCAUGACCAAGGCGGAGAAAGCCAAGACCCACUGGGUCCGCGACUUUUACGUCGCAUGGGGCGAGUUCACCACCGAGAAGCGCUUCGAGUGGCUAGAGAAGUGGGAAGCGCACCGUGGAGAGGACCGUAACGUCCGCCGACUCAUGGAGAAGGAGAACAAGAAACUCCGCGAGGAUCACCGCAAGGAAUACAUUGAUACCGUCAGGACACUGGUGGAAUUUGUUCAGCACCGAGACCCCCGCUACAAGGCAUACCAGGCGAAGCUUGCACAGGAGAAGAAGCAGAAGGCUCUCAACCCUCUUGCCUCUGGAGCCUCGACGCCGAGCUUCAAGGCACCACCUGUCGACGCCGAGGCGGCACGCAAGCGCGAGGAGGAGAGGAUGAGGCUGGCGGCGGCCCACGUGGAGCAGGAUUGGCAAAAGUUUUCCACCAAAGGGCCAGAGGACGAGGAGGAGGUUGACGAACAUGCGUAUGAGGGUGACGGAACCGGCAUCCGAAUGGAGGACGAGUCUGGCAACGAGAUCUUCGAGUGCGUCGCCUGCAACAAGACUUUCCAGAGCGAGGCGCAGUGGACCAACCACGAGAGGAGCAAAAAGCACAAGCAGGCGGUGUUCAAACUUGCCAAGCAGAUGCGCGCCGAGGCGGGCGGCUUUGACGACGACGACUUUGUGACGCCAAAAGAGGAGUUGUCGCCUGCGGAAGAUGCUCUUGACGAUGAGGACCUCGAACUUCUUGACGACGAUGCGGAGACCGAGCUGAUCGCCGAACUGGAGGAGCUGGAGAUCCAGGAGGCCACUGAGGAAUCGUUUGCCACAAUUCCUACUAAAUCGUCGAAGAAGAAGACCAACGGCGUGACUCAGCCAGAAUCCAAAACCUCGCCGGUCAAGGCUGCGCCUCCAAAGCCCACGCCAGCCCUGGUCGAGGACGAUGCCGACUCGGUAGCCGACUCGGAGCCCAAGCAGCCUGAGCUGUCCAAGCGGGACAAGCGACGCGCAAAGGAGGCGAAGAAGAAGGCCGAAGAGGAGGCAGCCAAGCAGGCCUGGAAGGAAAGUCGCAAGGCUGCCAAGAAGGCGGGUGCCGGACAGGCCCCUCCUGAGGAGCCUUCAUCGAAGAAGGUCGACGUCGACAGCCGAUUCGUUCAGCCCAAGACCAAGGGCAAGGCCAAGGGAGGAAAGGGCAAGGUUGAGAAGGUGGUGGUCAAGAAGGAGGAUGUCGACCGCGCUGUCACCGACAUCCAGACUGCGCGUGAGAAAAUGGUGGCGAAGUGGGCGGACGACUGGACAGACCUGGUUUCUCGCACGCGCUCAGUUCUUUUCUCUGGUGCCGAGAAGGUGGACUUUGAAGUGCUCUGCCUCGGGCUUGGCAAGCCAUUCAGCGACCGUACUGCCAAGAUCCAGCUCGCGUUCAUCCUCGAGCUUGUCUCUGGCCUCGGCGGUGAGCCGUCGAUCAUUGAAAGCUUCGACCCCGUCUUCGAGGACGGCGACCUGCAGGUCCUCGAGGCACUCGGCUGUACCGUGAUCGAAGAGAAUCUUCGCGGUCAGCACAUCAUCAGUGCCGAGAAACCUCACCUUGCCUACUUGCCGCACUGCUCAAAGGCUCUCUACGAGGCAUUACUGUCCACCAACUUUGGCCCGCGCCUUGCCAAUGCUCCUCAGUUUUUGCUCAUUGGUAACGACCUGGGUGAAUACCUUCCCGGCUUUGUUAGGGAGCCUGUGUCAUCCGUCUCAACCCCAGCCACCACUGAGCCUGAGACGGAUGAGUUUGUCAAGCCCAAGAAGAAGCGCAAGAACCGUGGGCCAUCGCCACGCCCUAUCGAGGACAGUGUGCUUCGACGCGUCGUCCCACACUUUGACACGCUCAUGUUGUCUGAUCUGCCUGAAACCAACCUGCCAGGCUUUGCCCGCGCCUUCUUGUCCACUGGCCUGCAGUGGUUGCCCGCGGCCAAGGUCAGCGAGGUCGACUGGGACAAGCCGCUGCCUCCAGUCGUGUGGCCCGAGGAUGGUGAGGUCGCGUAGAAUAGAGAGUUUGACGACUGCGUAAUCUCGUGCAUGGCGACGCGGCGGCCGAUGCUGCGUCGCCCAUCAUAAUUUCUGUUGUACCAUGCAAGCAAUGCCAC